Messenger RNA from Aplysia californica (California sea hare), 2779 nucleotides. RefSeq names its product A-kinase anchor protein 10, mitochondrial. The record is from RefSeq and is a predicted model, not a curated record. The transcript is spliced from 14 exons. Gene Ontology annotation, biological process: intracellular protein localization. Bases 158 to 2428 code for a protein of 756 amino acids. Gene Ontology annotation, cellular component: plasma membrane. Lineage: Eukaryota; Metazoa; Mollusca; Gastropoda; Aplysiida; Aplysiidae.
CAUUGAGAACGUAAACAAAAUGGCGACUUCCUGUUGUAAAAUUCAAUGGAAUCACUGCUAGGAGGAAUCGACUUUGAAUGACAGAAUGCCGAACGUUUCUUCCGUAGCUUGGCUAUCAUAAACUUCAUUUAUCACCAUGAAGAGAAGAUAAACUCACAUGAUGUCGUUUUUUAGGCGCAAGUCAGAGAAGCAGAAGUCUGCAGCAGUGAAGCUACCCUCAAGCUUGGGGUCAGGUUUGAAGAGGACUCCAUCCAACCGAUCCAAUAAAAGUUUACCCCAGUCUCCAGACACACCGGAUUCGUGGAAUGAGGAGAACGAUAUCGGUGUUGUUUCCAACGGGAGCGCGUCGGGCCUGCGUCGUCCCAGAACUCUUUGCCUCUCGGAGACUGUUCUUCAAGAUGGCAAAGAUAUUCCGGAAAACUCCCUAGAGUCGCCAAUGCGGACGUCUUCCCGGCUGUCAAAGACGUUACUUGAGGUUGUACGGGACCAGGACGCCCUCUCUUGCCUCAAGUCCUUUCUGCGGAGUCAGAAUGCUGAGUCCCUGCUUCAGUUUUGGUGCGACGCCGAGUCUUUCCACGCAGCCACAUUGACGCGCCGGCGAACACACUCCCUCCAACAUGUGUCGAAAGGCUCCCUCCACAAGAGACGCAGCGGCAGCGUGCUUAACGCGGCAUCCAAUCAGGAGAGUGGCCCGAGCCCUAGCCCAGCCUCCCCCGCCAUUGACCCCGUCAUGGGGGACUCCCUGGACCGUUACGACAGUCAGACUGCUACACCGUCGUCAAGAGUGGGUGGCGGGGAGGAAAAAUCUGGGCACGGUUUGUCCACGACUGUAGCAAAUGCUGCAGAUCCCCACCAGCACGGCUGUAAAGAGGAGCUACUUUCUAAUCCACCUGUUGUUGCCUUACCUCAAGCCCAAGCCGUCAACUCUUGCGGCAAAGAUGGUGCACGGUUGCCAGACGGCAGUGCAGAUACACUCACGCGGAAACCACCUGAGGAAAUUUCUGAAAAAUGUCCCGAAAUAGAAGAUAUUGCCUCAUCAUUGCGUGCAGGAAGUGAAAGGCUGGCAGCUGGUUCGAAAGUCCCGGCAGAGGCAGGUUCUCUCUCAGACAGUGUUCCCCGACCGCAGCAGACACCCACGGCCCAGUCUCCGAGCGGGCGUGACGGUGAGCUGAUCUCUCCACAACACCCACACACAGAGUCGGGGGACGAGAGUGGGAAAGUGGACGGGUCGUCUGGUGACCUCACAAGUCCCACGUCCAGUCAAGAAGAUCUGGCGACAAAGCUGAAAAAGAGUAUAGAACGGGAUGCCGUGACAAUCUUCUCUACUUACAUCGCCAAAGACGCGCCACGGCCUAUCGGGGUCAACGACCUCUUGCGAUCGGAAGCUAUCAGUCGGAUCUGUCGAGAGGACGGAGAGGUGGACCCCGAGUGUUUUGUCAGUUGCCAGAGAUUUGUCCUGGAUAAGAUCGAUGCUCAGUACUUCCCAGGGUUCCGGGACAGCGAGCACCACUGCAGCCACCAGGCGCACGUACUCACCACGGAGCGCAUCUAUCUCCCCGACAUCCUGCUCAAUGAGAACGCCCUGUGUUACUUCAUGGAGUACAUGGAACAGGAAGGCGGCAGCGACCUGAUGCAGCUGUGGCUCGCGGCCGACAACUUCCAGCAACAGCUGUCGGCAGCCGGCCCGGGCUACGACUGGGAGCAGGCUCAGAACGACGCGAUGGUCAUCUAUGAUCGCUAUUUCUCCCUCCAAGCCACGCACCCUGUGGGCUUUGACGACAAACUUCGCUUCGAGGUGGAGGGCAACAUUUGCCGGGAGGGGGGGCCACUCCCCGACUGUUUCACCAAGGCCAAAAACAUCGUGCUCAAAAUCUUGGAGAAGAUGUACUUCCCGGGCUACCUCCAGAGCCAGGUGUACCAUCGCUACCUGUCGGAUCUGGUGAGCACCGUGCAGAUGGCGGAGGACAUGCACAACAAACCCUACCACAAGGUGCACCGACGCACAGAGAGUGACGCGUCCUCGGAGCACAGCAUUGGCAGUCAGAGCACGGGGGCGGAGAGUAUGGUGUCUCGCAACACGCUCCUGGCCGUGGACACGCGCCGAGUCCGUAAGGGAGGCACGGGGGCCGCGGGGCCCAUCGUCGGAGACUUCAGCAUGACCCCGGAGAUGUUUAACCCCGACGACCUCUGGAAAAGACCUUCCGCAGGAGACCUGAGCCUGGGCUGUGUCAAUGAACUGGGUCAGUUUGUCUCCCAGUUUGAGCAGGGAGUGGAUCAGGAUCGGAGAAAAGGUUCUGGAUUUUUCAAGAAGUGGAAAGAAAAGGAAAAGGAGCAGGAAGAGAUGGCGCUGCGGGUGGCCCAGAUGAUAAUCAGCGACGUGAACACGAUGACCAAGACAGGGGAGACCAUGAUGGAGAACCACAGUUGACCACGGCCGCUCUCCCUACACGUGUUUUGUCCACGCAGCAGUUCAAUGGACUGUCUCAAGCUCUGUUCUCUAGGCCUGCAAGUUGUCAGCGCGCAGCGGGCGGGCGCGUACAUACACUGGGCACACGCAUAUUGACUGAGGAAAGGGUUCUGUGCUGAAGUUGUGUGGUCAGAUGAAUGUUGAAGAUGUUGUUGUUGUAGUGUUGUAGGAGUCGAGAAGUGAGGUGGGGAAGGCGACGGUUUUGAAGCUGGGGACAGAACUCUGUGGCUGUAGCUUUUCUCUGGGUGGUUGACGGGUGCUCUGGUGUGGUGUGGUUUGCUUCUUCUUUCCUAUCAAACAACUAUCGUGUUU